Molecule: messenger RNA, 2366 nt
Organism: Lytechinus variegatus (green sea urchin)
Lineage: Eukaryota; Metazoa; Echinodermata; Echinoidea; Temnopleuroida; Toxopneustidae
Product: beta-1,3-galactosyltransferase 5-like
Exons: 1
Coding region: 707-1891 (394 amino acids)
Cellular component (GO): membrane
Molecular function (GO): hexosyltransferase activity
Source: RefSeq, a predicted model, not a curated record
ACCCAUUUACUGUCUUCUUUCUUCAGGGGUGGAAUCACCGAAGCGAUCACCUUCAUCGCCAUCGAUUGUGUUGAUGGCCAGCAAAGCUGGAACGCAGUGAUUUUGUGAUGAGAUUUUAGUUUUUAAUUAAAUCAAAACCAUGCAUGCAGCUCCUUCGUUUAAGCACAAGAGAUGGAAUCUCCAUAGGAAGUUAGCUGAUUCGCUUAUGGUUAAAAUGGUGUUAACGUGGAAACAGUGGUGGCCAAAGAACGCCUGAGCUGAGCUUUCAUGUUGAAGUAGCGGUCAAAUUGAUCCCACGAUCGAAUCCGAUGACAAGUAUAUUAACUCUACAAAUAGGACCGUAUAUACAACAAAAACUAAUAGCAUAGAAUGUGUCUCUUGUAAAUGUCAGCUUACAAGGAGUUACCAUCGAUCAAAUUUUAUGUUUGAAGAAAGGUGAAAAACAAGUGAUUUUUGUGUUGAUUAUCAUUGAACAGUUGUCGUCGAUUGGCACCGGAUUGGACGAAAAGCAUUCAUGAAUAUUAAUGGAUAACACAGUUUUCACAGCUGGUUUCGAAGAUCUGCAACGGACAUUGCCUCGGGCAUUGCCUCUCUGAUGGUGUUCAAGGAAGCUUUUACACAGAAACUCCAUUUUACUUUCUCAGUGUACUUACUUUAAUGAGAAAGAGAUAGGUGUUGCUGGAAGGAGAGCAUUUGGAUACCAAAAAUGGCGAUACGCCUAGGAAUAAAACGCCGAGUUGUUGGACUGAUGGCGGUAACGAUCCCUUCAUUAAUCACCGUGUUUCUUGCCUUCCAAAGACACUAUUCGGUUUUCAGUCGGACUGGAAGAGAUCGACAACAAAUCGACCAUCGAGCCAUCACUGACCAUCCCUUACACAAUUGCUCAUGCUAUAUGAACUACAUCAGGAGCCAUGGUGGAAGUAUCGGAGGACCAGAGUUAAAAGUUGACGAUAAAAGUAGUGUCAAGACAAUCUCAACGCAGUUUUCACCGAGUAGGCCUAGUAAUGAAAAUAUUGCAUCUCCAACGGUUGAGUCCCCUAAAACUUAUUUGCAAGAACCGAUAGAUAAACAUCUUUUUAAUUACAUCCAUAAUCCAGAGAGAACUUGUUUUCACGAGAAUGGCACUGAAAUGGAUGUCUUUCUUGUAUUCUUUGUCUUAUCAGCACCAAACAAUUUCGAGCAACGUGAUGCCAUCCGGAGGUCCUACGGUAUGAGAGAUACAUGGCCAAGCACUGGCGGUGGGCAAGUCGUGACGGUAUUUUUGCUGGCUUCCACCAGCAAACCAGAGCUGCAGGAAAAGAUCGACACCGAGUCCACUAACAAUGGAGACAUCGUACAAGAAACCUUUGUUGAUUCGUACCUGAACCUGACGCGUAAGACAUUCAUGGGACUGAAAUGGGUCAAGAACCACUGUAGACACGCAAAGUUCGUCAUGAAGAUUGAUGAUGACACUUCAGUCAUCCAACCACGCCUUCUCACAAUCCUACGCAAUGCAAACCACACUAAUUAUACAUUGGGGCACGUCUUCAAGGAACCAAUUGUGAUGCGUAACAAAAAGAAUAAAUUCUACUUGUCCAAGGAAUACUAUCCCGAUGAUCACUUCCCUCCCUACCCCGUUGGCCAUGGGUAUGUCAUGACGACAGACGUGGUCGAAGCCGCUUUCAACGUCGCUGUCACUAUUCCCAUGUUCCCUUGGGAGGAUGUCUUCUUCGGUACAUGUCUUCAAAAGCUCAAUAUACAGCUGAAUCACGAUACAGAUUUCUUCUUCUGGGGAAAAUACACUGCACUUCUGACUGGCAAUGUGAAAACGAUAUCAAACAAACACGUUAUAGCAACAGAUAUCCCUCCAAAGGACAUGGUUCGUUUCUACCAAAGAUUCGUGAUGACGUGAUGAAAAAGAAAAUGAAGGCAUAAGACCCUGUGUAGAGAUUUAAUUCAGUUUGUGAAUUCGUUGCAGUGUCUAAAACCCGAUGUUUCUCAUUCGAACAGAGAUGUUCCAAGUGUGGAUACGAGCAUUUCACGUAACUUAUGCCAUAUUACUUGUUGUAACAACAACCACAUUACUUACUUUGGUUUACUUUGGUGUUGAGGCUUGAAGCUUCUGUUAAUGUGCCCCUCGUUACUUGGUUAGAUGGGGAUUGUAAGGGUUGUACUUAUAAGUGGAUAUAAUCUCCAGUGUUUCUCAAAUUGAUUCUUAAAGCUGUUCACACUCCGGACAGAGAUUGACAUUUGUCUCUUCCUGGACCUACAUGCAGGUUUUCUCACUUUGCAAUUAUGCCCUCUAGUCCGGGGGGUGUUUCAUCAAUAUUUUCGUCCGACAAGUUGUCAGAUCUGACAACUUUCCUGGAUUCUGAUUGGUUGAGAAG